UGUAUAAUGAAAAUGAGUAGGCUCAAGGUUGUAAUAAGAACAAGAGGGGGAAAUAUAAGAUGCUAAUAAAAGACAAGAAUCUGUAUAAAAAGAACAAUCAAAAUCGAGUUCCUGCUUGUCCAUAGAGAAAUUUGUGCCAUGUAAUAAAUUAUCAGUUAUCUAUCACUUCUCAGCUGAUGUGAGAUUGUUGAAUUGAGUUUCGAAUGAUCAAUGAUAUAUCCUAACCUAAGUUGUGUUCAUGUUCAAGUUGUUGGCAAUAAGCGACCGCCAGUGGCAUUUUAUUCAUCUUUACAUUUGAACAGUUCAUUAUUUUCGAGUAAUCUCUUCUAUUAAUCUUUAAUGUUUAUGACACAGUAAUGCUUGAUAGGUUCCGAUACACUCACAGUGUUGUGAAACAUUUUCCCACUGUAAUCUCAAAACUAAAACCUAGUGUGUUUUCAGAGUCAAACACCAAAUUAAUUUCUAAUUCUGGUUUAGCUGCUAUUUCCAUUAAUUCUAGUGUUAACUCACAAACCAUGGUGAAAUAUUUAAAUCAGGAAGAAGCCAUUAAUGUGGACUUGGAGUUGUUCAAUGAGUACAAAUUUAGUGUUGAUCAACUAAUGGAGCUAGCUGGUUUGAGUUGUGCUACUGCUAUAUUCCAUUGUUACAAGUCUAAACCACGAAAGAAUGUGUUAAUUUGUUGUGGACCGGGAAAUAAUGGGGGAGACGGACUUGUUUGUGCAAGACACUUGAAAUUGUUUGGCUUCAAUCCUGCUGUUUAUUAUCCAAAACGUACAGAUAAGGAACUAUACCACAAUCUAACAUAUCAAUGUACUAAUAUGAAUAUUACUUUCCUGGACGUACUUCCAAAUGAAAAAGAUAUAAACUCCAAUUAUGAUGUAGUUGUCGACGCUGUGUUUGGAUUUAGUUUUCGGCCACCUGUUCGACCAGAAUUUGAAAAGCUUCUGGAUACUCUUAACAAAAUUUCUAUAAGUCUUUGCAGUAUCGAUAUUCCUAGUGGGUGGCAUGUAGAAACAGGACCGCCAGCUAAUGGACUUAAACCUGAGCUCUUGAUAUCUCUCACUGCCCCUAAGAAGUGUGCAGAAUUCUUCCAAGGAAAGUAUCACUAUUUGGGGGGGCGAUUUGUGCCUCCUAAACUUGGUGAGAAGUAUGACUUGCGACUUCCGGAAUAUCCAGGAACUGAAUGUGUUGUAGAAUUAAAGCGAUAGGUCUCAAAUGAUCAAUUAUUAUAAAAUAUUUGUGUAAAAAAGUGUAACAUAAGCUUUUAGCCUUUUGAAACAUAAUGUUUAUAUGAGAAUUUAUGUAACAUUGACCUAGCCUUUGUCUGUAUACAUCAAUAAUAUGUAUGGUUAGGCUAACAAAUUUUUUAACAUGGAGUUUCUAUUUUAAAAUACAACUUGUUUUUUCAAAUUAAAAAAGCGUAAUGUUUUCUGUGCCUUGAUUAGCCUAUGUUAGUCAGAGAAAUUUAUUUUUUACAAUUUUCAAAGCUUUAGCCAGAAUUAGAGCUAUAAGUACAUUUUGCUACAAUUAGCAUGGAAUGUUAUAUUUAAAAAAAUAAAAUGUAAACUUAUAUUAACUAAUAAACUUAGAUAAUAGUCUACUAUAGAUCAUAAUUCAUCAAGGCAUUGAUGACAACUAGCCUACUAUAAUAUUGUAUACUGAGUACAUUAAUAAGAAAAACAAAAACUAAGCUUUUAAAACAAGCCAGGUAUAAUUAAAAUAGAAAAAAUAUGUUAGGCUAAUUAUGAAUUAACUUUACUUGGAAGUACAAAAAUGAAUUAAUGAA
Messenger RNA from Homalodisca vitripennis (glassy-winged sharpshooter), 1786 nucleotides. Its product is annotated as NAD(P)H-hydrate epimerase-like. Gene Ontology annotation, molecular function: NAD(P)HX epimerase activity. The transcript has a single exon. Lineage: Eukaryota; Metazoa; Arthropoda; Insecta; Hemiptera; Cicadellidae. Bases 357 to 1208 code for a protein of 283 amino acids. Gene Ontology annotation, cellular component: mitochondrion. The record is from RefSeq and is a predicted model, not a curated record.